AUGGAAGAAGAUCCCAAUUCCUGUAACAAUGAGCAUCCCACAAUCGAUUUUAAUCAUGAACAAGUUCAACCCCAAAUAGAUAGUACUACACAAUUAUCACCUUCGUCGACUCUUCAAUCGCAUAGUACUUCUCAAAUUCGUCUUUCCAAUGAAAGCAUGAAUCAAAUGAUGUUGGAAUAUCUUCGAGAAAAAGGCUACGAGCAAGAGCCAACUAUGAUAAGGUUAAACAACAAUAGGCCAGAUACUGACUCUUAA
This is a messenger RNA of Debaryomyces tyrocola, 255 nucleotides long. Lineage: Eukaryota; Fungi; Ascomycota; Pichiomycetes; Serinales; Debaryomycetaceae. The record is from the annotation of a GenBank genome assembly.